Aspergillus mulundensis is the source of this 885-nucleotide messenger RNA. RefSeq names its product putative alpha/beta hydrolase. The transcript has 6 exons. The record is from RefSeq and is a predicted model, not a curated record. Lineage: Eukaryota; Fungi; Ascomycota; Eurotiomycetes; Eurotiales; Aspergillaceae. Gene Ontology annotation, cellular component: mitochondrion. Bases 1 to 885 code for a protein of 294 amino acids.
AUGCUUUUCUCACCGCGGAUAGCCCUCAGAGGCGUCUCGGGUAUCCGCGCAUUCUCUACCUCUCCCAGACUCUUCCGCUCCGACCUCUCUUUCCAAGUCUUCGGACCGGAAAACCAACAGCCUACGCGCAACCCAAUCGUCUUCCUGCACGGCCUUUUCGGCUCAAAGCAGAAUAACAGGAGUAUCAGCCGGGCUCUUGCACGUGAUCUGAAGCGUGAGGUGUAUAUAGUGGACCUCCGCAACCACGGCAACUCCUUCCAUGAUCCCGAGCACCACUACCCCGUCAUGGCGGAUGAUGUGGCGGAGUUCAUACACGAACAGGGUUUGAGCAAGCCCGUCCUUAUCGGUCAUUCUAUGGGCGCCAAAGCCGCAAUGACAGUAGCCCUCAACGUCCCCGAGCUCGUAUCGGCCCUUAUCCCCGUCGACAACGCGCCUGUCAACGCACCCCUGCGCACUGACUUCGGCAAGUACAUCAAGGGCAUGCAGCAUAUCGAGUCGGCGAACGUAACGAAGCAGUCUGACGCGGACAAGAUCCUCCAGGAAUAUGAAGAAGCCCUCCCGAUCCGCCAGUUCCUCCUCACGAACCUGAUUCGCUCAGAGGACCAGACGAUGAAGUUCCGCGUCCCUCUCACAACGCUCGGCUCGUCGCUGCGCGCCAUGGGCGAGUUCCCGUUCUCGGAGCCCGGGAGCGUGAAGUAUGAGGGUCCUACGCUUGUUGUACGCGGCACGAAAAGCCCGUAUGUCUCUGAGGACACAUUCCCAGCCAUUAACGCCUUCUUCCCCAACUCGCGAGUUGCGGAUGUCGAGGCUGGGCAUUGGCUUAUUUCGGAGAACCCGGAGGCGUUUAGGAAGGCUGUUGUUGAGUUCUUGCAAGAGACGGAUUAG